This is a messenger RNA of Microstroma glucosiphilum, 1210 nucleotides long. RefSeq lists its product as hypothetical. The transcript is spliced from 2 exons. Lineage: Eukaryota; Fungi; Basidiomycota; Exobasidiomycetes; Microstromatales; Microstromataceae. The record is from RefSeq and is a predicted model, not a curated record. Bases 55 to 1119 code for a protein of 354 amino acids.
UUCCAGCUUCCAUACCAUCAACCACCUUGCCUUCCUUCUCGUAUUGUCGUCAUCAUGGCUUCUCGUUACGGAGGUCGCUUCCUGGCUGCCAAUGCCCCAAAUCCAGCAAAGGAGCCCGUGCCCGUGUACGAACGGCAAUGGGUGCUGCCACACCCUACAGCCCGCAUUAAGGUGCUCAAGUGGGUCAAGGCUACCAACCGUCAACCACGAUCUUUCCCAGAGGAAGAAGAUGCUCGGUACAUCUACGCUUCCUCAUCCUCACAGCAACAGGCUACCUCUUCCUCCUCCACCGGUCAAGUGGACCUAAAAGUCCCAGCCCCUGCUGCCGCGUCUACUUCUGAGCCAACUCUACUUGGCACUACAGGGGAAGAUGUGGUGAUGGAUGACGCGAGCUUGAAAGCAGAAGGCACCGCUGAAAGCGUGCUGAAUGCUGCAGAGGGAACCCAAGGGCAGCAUCUCUUUGACGAGACACAAGUCGAGCCUCUUGUACCCGCUGCUGCUACCACAGACGACCCAGACGCUACCCUACCCGGUGCGGAAGACAUCUCUAUGACGCCUGCCAUGGCUGUCAAGAUUGGCGAGGCGGCAGCAGAGGCUGAUCAAGCGGAGGACGAGGAAGCUGGAGAGGCAGAGGACGUGCAGGAGGAAGACGAGGAUGAGGAAGAGGUGGCAGAUAUACCCCAAAAGCACCAGACGAUUCGUAUCGGUGGACCUCUGCCGGAGGAUAAGAAGCUGCCGCCCGCGAAGGCAGUCACACCAGUAGCCCCUGAAGCAGCUGAAGACGCGUCGGGAGAGGCAGCGCCAGUCGUGCCUACACCUCAGGUCGACUCAGAGCUGCAUCCACCCCUCGAUGGAGUGCCCCCUUCAGACCCGCUAGCCGAGGAGCAAGCACGGCAAGAGACAUCAGCUCCUACCGCUGAGCCCACAUCAGAUGCCAUCGAGGCUGAUCCGGCCUCGGGGGUGAACACGGGUGACCCGACUGGGGAAGCGGACAACAUUGGCGGGGUGGAAGUGGUGUCAAGGGAUGACCCGGAGGUGAAGGGGCUAGGGGAGGACGUGGCAGCCAUCGUUCAUGCGCAGCCCGAUGGAGUGGAGCAGGUCAAGGUCGUCGAGGACUGAGGAAGGAGACGCAUUUAGAGCGACGUGCAUCGUACGGGCGGAGGCUUAUCGCGGGUCACUUCGGGGACAGAUGUACAAUAUUGCGGGAGAG